CACUCUGUUUCUUAAAGCUUUUCCUUCUCUCUCGGACUCUCUCCUCGCUUGCUCUUCCUUCCGGCGACGACUGGGCGAGCGGCGGCGCCUUUUGUCCUGUAUUCGCCCAGCCCUUUGCCGGCAAUGAGCGAAGAAUCGUCCAGAGACGAUGAUGAACUUGUUGAUCAAAAGAAGUAUCUUGAGGAACGGUGCAAGCCACAGUGUGUAAAAUCACUUUACGAGUAUGAUAAAUGUGUCAAGAGAGUGGAGAAUGAUGAUACUGGGCACAAACACUGCACCGGGCAAUAUUUUGAUUACUGGUCAUGCAUCGACAAAUGUGUAGCCCCAAAGCUGUUUAAGAAGCUAAAAUGAUGUCUGGGAUGGAGCUUUUGGCAAGUGAUUCUGAUGAUAACAUGAUGCUACUUUCUGCGAGCGACUUAUCCAUUUGUGUUAACCUUGGCGCCUUUGGAACCUGGCUGAGCUCACGAACUAUUAUGCCUGUGCCUUGAUUCUGUGAACUUGUAAUAAAUCAACAAUUUUCCUUCGCAAGCAUGUGUGUUCCUCUGGACUUGACAUGGAUAAGUUGAUGUUUGGUGAAUCUAAUGUCAUUUGCCCCAGUGCCAUUCCUUUGAA
This is a messenger RNA of Panicum virgatum (switchgrass), 612 nucleotides long. RefSeq names its product cytochrome b-c1 complex subunit 6-1, mitochondrial-like. The coding region runs from base 124 to 351 and encodes 75 amino acids. NCBI's taxonomy places the organism in Eukaryota, Viridiplantae, Streptophyta, Magnoliopsida, Poales, Poaceae. The record is from RefSeq and is a predicted model, not a curated record. The transcript is spliced from 4 exons. Gene Ontology annotation, biological process: mitochondrial electron transport, ubiquinol to cytochrome c.